CUGCGGCUUGUAACUGCGCAUGCGUGUCUGUCAGGUGAUGGUACUGGAUGUCACGUGACGUAAAAACAGGAAGUACAGUGCCCUUCGUUGUUUGUGUUCUUGGAAAUGUCUCAAUUCGUUGAUGAAUGAGCAAAAUGUGAAUGUUGUCACCUUUCCGUUGUAUUUGGUUUUGUUCCGUGUGACGCGGAGUAGCUGGAUAAAUGAGUUUUCGUGCUUUGUGGAUUAUUACUCACGAUAAAGGCGAAAAUGCUUCAGUUCGCUUUUCAAGGAGGUUUGCCACAGUUGAACACCGUGCAAAGAAACUUGGAGGCUCCUUGUAUGUCGCAGUUCCAGAGGACAGCACUGUACUCAGACUCCUGCUCACCGAGCUCAGCCUCUCAGAUCCACACAAGCCUUUCGUCCUUCUCAGAGAUGAUUGCCGUCGCUGUCCGAAAACGCCAGCUUUUGAGCUACGCGUCGGUCCUGGCCAGGAAACGCUCUGGCCAGUUGUGGUCAUCACUGAGGGAUCUCUCAUUGUAGCGUGCCUGGGUCUAGUGGACGUCCCUCUGGAGCCUCGUCCACCUCUAGCCAACCUGCUGUGUGUCUCACAGGGCAUCACCUUUCUGCUUGGAUUACAGAAUUUUCUCCUGGGUUCAGGGGGAAAGGUUGAUAAUGAGCUGAUGGCCUCUCGCCUGGAAACGCUUCCCUCUGUGCUUCUGCAGGUCUGCCCUUUUGGCACGCCUCUAGAUGUGCCGUCAGUCGGGGCACUUGCCAUGUAUUCUGUACCCAUUCCUGCUGGGAACCAGAAGCAGCCAGUCUGGAAGACGGGCUUUCACCGUGGACGUGCUGUUGUGAAUAUAGCACUGACAGAAACCGUACGCUGCAUGCAAUAUGGUCACCCCACUAAGCAGGACACGUGGGACGUGUACGGCACAGUGAUGUGCAAAUGUGAAGUGGAGGGGGUGCUCCCGGACGUGACAGUGACCCUCACUCUGCCACCCAAUGGGUCACCGCUGCAGGACAUCCUGGUGCAUCACUGCGUCACCUCACUUGAUUCCAGUAUUUUGACUGCAUGUAGCGUUGACAACAACGACAGCUCAUCCUUCUCUGGACCGUACAAGUUUCCCUUCUCUCCUCCUCUGGAGCCCUUCCGACUCUGCGGCUACACAUCACAGGUGCCUGUCCCCCCCAUCCUUGGGUCAUAUCAACUAAAAGAAGAGGAAACCCAUCUGCUUGUGUCAGUGACUCUGAAACUUCAUGAGAGUGUAAAGAACAGUUUUGAAUACUGUGAAGCACACCUACCUUUUUUUAACAGGCCUCAGAUGGGUUCUGUGGAUAUUAAAGUGAGCUCUGGACAUGUGGAAGUUUCCAAGGAAAAGAACUUGGUGGCAUGGAUUCUUGGACAAAAGUUUCCUAGAUCUCGUGACGUCACAAUGGAAGGCAGGAUCGCCUUUUCAGGGUCGACAGCAGGACCUGCUGAUCCCAUUUGUACAGACCUCACAGCUUAUGUCAAAUUGUACUUCAAAGUGCCUGACACAACACUCUCUGGAUGCUAUGUGGACCAACACUCAGUACAGGUGUAUUCCUCCGCUAAACCUAAAAUAACAACUUCUCGGGAACUUCAAUCUAAGGACUAUUACAUAUGGAAUUCCACGAGUCCCGCUCCUAUAUGCCAGCUGUUGCUUUAGGAUGGACUCAAAUCAAAGGAGCCACCGUAUUAAUGUUUUACACUUGUCCAUAUUUCCUUCCUGCGCCAUGUAAAUUGUUGUGAGAGUGGAGCUCCGUUUAGAGCACGAUGUACGUAUACUUCAUUUGUGUGACAAUCAUUCAACCAAUCAUUUGUGGCGUUUGAUAAUUAAACUGGGCGCACAAAGUUUUCACUGGAA
This is a messenger RNA of Hippocampus zosterae (dwarf seahorse), 1865 nucleotides long. It is a transcript of the gene ap5m1, whose product is annotated as adaptor related protein complex 5 subunit mu 1. The record is from RefSeq and is a predicted model, not a curated record. The coding region runs from base 201 to 1667 and encodes 488 amino acids. Gene Ontology annotation, biological process: endosomal transport. NCBI's taxonomy places the organism in Eukaryota, Metazoa, Chordata, Actinopteri, Syngnathiformes, Syngnathidae. Gene Ontology annotation, cellular component: late endosome; AP-type membrane coat adaptor complex; lysosome. The transcript is spliced from 8 exons.